AUGAAAAAACCGCAGGUGGGUAUUGCCAGUACGGGUUACGAUGGAAACCCUUGCAAUAUGCACUUAAACGAUUUGGGUGCCGAAAUCAAAAAGCACUCAAAAGAUGCGGGUUUUGUGGGGCUUGGUUUCAAUACGAUAGGGGUCAGCGAUGGGAUUUCUAUGGGUACUUCUGGGAUGAAUUAUUCGCUUACUUCCCGAGAUAUUAUUGCCGAUUCUAUGGAGACGGUCGUCAAUGCACAGAGUUAUGAUGGUCUGAUAGGAAUUGUAGGUUGUGAUAAAAAUAUGCCAGGUGCAAUUAUAGCAAUGUUGAGAUUAAAUAGACCGUCUAUGAUGCUUUAUGGCGGCACGAUUGCUUCUGGAAAAUACAAGGGUAGAAAAUUAAACAUCGUCUCUGCUUUUGAGGCACUUGGGCAAAAAGUCGCAGGAGAGAUAGACGAAGCUACAUACAGAGAAAUUGUAAAGGCUGCUAUUCCGGGGGCGGGUGCUUGUGGAGGGAUGUAUACCGCUAAUACAAUGGCAUCUUCUAUAGAAUGUAUGGGAAUGGCACUGCCUUAUAAUUCUUCUAUUCCUGCCGAAAAUCCUCAUAAAUUAAAAGAGUCGCAACGCACUGCUCAGGCAAUGAUGAAUCUCUUAAAAUUAGAUUUGAAACCCAAAGACAUCGUUACCAAAAAAUCCAUUGAAAAUGCUGUAGCCCUUGUAAAUGCUUUGGGUGGUUCUACCAAUGCGGUUUUGCAUUAUCUCGCGAUUGCUUAUGCGGGGGAUAUAGAUUUUACUUUGCAAGAUUUCCAAAGUGUGAGUGAUAGAACCCCACUAAUUGCAGAUCUAAAACCCUCUGGAAAAUAUUUGAUGGAGGAUGUGCAUUCUAUUGGGGGGACGCCUGCCAUUAUGAAAUAUUUACUCAAUCAAGGUUAUUUAUAUGGAGAUUGUAUGACGGUUACAGGCAAGACGCUUGCAGAAAAUUUAUCCGAUGUGGAACCGAUGGAAUUUGAAUCGCAAGAUGUCGUUUUCCCUGACAACAAAGCCUUAAAGAGUUCUGGGAAUUUACAGAUUUUGUACGGCAACCUCGCAAGUGAAGGAGCGGUUGCCAAAAUAUCGGGAAAAGAAGGCUUGUUUUUUGAAGGUAAGGCAGUGGUUUAUAACGGUGAACAAGCAGCUAACGAUGGUAUUUCUAAGGGCGAAGUUUCAAGGGGAGAUGUGGUCGUCAUCAGAUAUGUAGGACCCAAAGGUGGACCAGGAAUGCCUGAAAUGCUCAAGCCUACUUCUAUGAUUAUGGGGGCAGGUCUUGGAAAAUCUGUUGCAUUGAUUACGGACGGACGGUUUUCUGGGGGUACGCACGGUUUUGUGGUGGGUCAUAUCACGCCUGAAGCCCAAACAGGUGGGACGAUUGCCCUUGUCAAAACAGGAGACAUCAUUGCCAUCAACGCCGAAGAAAAUACCAUUACCCUUAAAAUAAGCGAUGAAGAAAUGACACGAAGACGCACAGCUUGGAAAGCCCCUGCAUUGAAACACAGCAAGGGUAUUUUAUUUAAGUAUGCAAGGUCGGUUACAUCUGCAUCGGAAGGUUGUGUAACAGAUAAAUAUUAA
Messenger RNA from Stylophora pistillata, 1584 nucleotides. Its product is annotated as dihydroxy-acid dehydratase-like. The record is from RefSeq and is a predicted model, not a curated record. Lineage: Eukaryota; Metazoa; Cnidaria; Anthozoa; Scleractinia; Pocilloporidae.